AUGUCGGCACCGUUUAUAGGCAUCUACACUGCCGUCUACGACUAUACAGCCCAAAACGACGAAGAAUUGUCCAUCAAGGAAAGCGACAUUCUUUAUCUAUUGGAGAAGUCGGAUUUCGACGACUGGUGGCUGGUGAAGAAGAGAGUCUUGGACGCCAACGUUGAGGAGCCGCAGGGAUUGGUCCCUAGAUCGUACAUCGAGCCAGCUGUCCCCAAGGAAAAGGCAAUUGCUCUGUAUGAUUACACAAAGCAAACCGAGGAAGAACUCUCCUUUAGUGAAAACACCCAAUUCAACGUGUACGACUCAUCGGAUCCUAAUUGGACGCUGGUGGAUAUCAACGGCCAGCAGUUUGGGUUUGUUCCGGGAAACUACAUUGACAUUGUCAAGUCGCAACAGCCACAACAACAACAACAACAACAACAACCCGUUCUACCUAUUCAACCGCAAGCGUCUCAACCUACUGCCUCUCUAACUGCAUUUCCUACCCCCUCGUUUCAAUCGGCGUCCACCCAAUCAUUUCCUAAACCUCCUCAAAGAAGUGACAGGACUUCUCAAAGUCCUUCGAAGCUGGACAACUAUAGAAACACCAACGAAGGAUAUGGACGUGAAGACCUCGACCACGGACAAGAUGGCGAAGAACCUCCUCGUAUGCCGGCAAGACCAUCCGGUAAUGACAAUACAACUUCAACUUCUCGUUCGACCCGUUCAAAUGGAAAAUCUUACUUUAAUAAUAAAAACAACAAUGAAAGUAGCAAUGGCUAUGAUGAUGAUAAUGAUUAUCCUGAUGGUGAUGAUGAUGAUGAUGAUGAUUAUGGCAAGGCAGCUGUGUCUUCAUCGCGUUCUAGAUCAGGCACGCAAACCUCUCAUAUGUCACGGAGGAAAUCCAUAUCCAACUUUUUCCAUUCAAGUAAAAAAGAUGAUGAAGUUAUAGAGCCAAUCCAUGGCGAUUUUGCUUGGAAAAUGCACGAAAUCGACGGCAAAAAGAAAAGAUCAGGAGUGUUGGAAAUUGGUAAUGGCAAGAUCUACAUUGAUAUCGAUAACAAGUACAAUGAAUCAUGGUCAAUUGCUAAUUUGGUCAAUUACAAUGCCGAAAAGAAACACGUUUUUCUUGAUUUCAAAUCGCCUUCUGAAUCUUUUGAACUACAUGUAGGUAAUAAAGAUUCUGCUCAAGCAAUCAUGUCGAUUUUGGGCGAUAUGAAAGGGUUACAUACUCAAUCUGCUUUGGCUGAUGUAAAGAAAGCCCAAAGAGAAGGUUACGAGGCUGGUUUAGCAUCCUCCACUUCUGAUUCUUCUCCGAUCAUGGGUGUGAUUUUGUACGAUUUUGAUGGUGCCGAUGAUGAUGAAUUGACUUGUCGGGAAGGCGAUAAGGUUUUAAUUAUUAACAGUAAAAAGUCAAAAGAAUGGUGGAUGGUUGAAAAUUCCAGGGGUAAACGUGGUGUUGUACCUUCAAACUAUAUCAAAUUGCUUUCAAAGAAAACUAAAAACGGUAUCUCCGAUGGCUCUUCCAAUAAUAAUGGUAGUAGUAGUAGUGGUGGUGGAUUUAUUAAAAACCUAUUAGGUUCUAGUAAAUCUCCAAAGAAAAAAUCUUCUAAAGAUAAGGACCGUGAAGAGAGAGAACUACGUGAAAGGGCAAGAAUUCAAAUGGAAAAAGAAGAGCUUGCCAGACAACGUCGCCUUGUCGAGUCUAAGGAAAAGAGUUUAUUAGAACGUGAAAGAGAACAACGUGCAAAACGUGAAAAAAUCCGUCGUUACGAUGAGAAAUUACGUGAAAGAGAACGUCAAAGAAGCCGUGACUCAAAAUCAUCUUCUAAAAACUCCGAAAAACAAUUUGAACAACCAAACCCUCAUCGGGUUCGUACUUGGAUUGAUAGAUCUGGCGCAUUCAAAGUUGAAGCUGAAUUUUUGGGUGUUCAAAACGGUAAAAUCCAUGUUCAUAAAACAAACGGCGUCAAAAUUGCCGUCGAUGCUAAUAAAAUUUCAAACGAAGAUUUAGAGUAUGUUGAAAGAAUCACCGGUACUUCAUUAGAGAAAUACAAGCAAAAAUUCGACAGGGAAGUCGCUCCAACUUCUUCCAGUUCAAGUCAAAAUAGAAUUAGUUCUCAGCCUCCACAAGCUCAACUGCAGCCUCAAUCAACUGAACCGUCAUUACCUUCACGUGAUUCCUCUUCCGCGGUCGCACGUCAAAAGGCAAAGGCCAUUCCAUUACGUGCCGAUCUAAUUGAUUAUUGGUUCAACGUAUGUGUGGAAUCUGGUGUUGAUGUUGCUGUUUGUGAUAGAUAUGCUAGGAAUUUUGCCCAGGAACAAGUUGAUGAAUCUGUCUUAGGCGAAGUAACACCCGCAUUGAUGCGUACUCUGGGUGUCAGGGAAGGAGACAUAUUGAAGAUAAAGAGAUACAUAGACAUGAAAUUGGGUAGAUCUAAAUCGCCAAGUGAUCCAUUACCGCCUCAACCCCAAACCUCAGCAACUGAAGAUGAAUGGACUUCAAGGCCUGCUGCAUCUAUUUCCAAUCAACAGCAGUCCAGUAGUAUUCUAGCAUCACCUCCACCUCCAACUAAGUCUGACUCUAAACAAGUAACUCCUCAAAUCACCGGUUCGAUUGUUGAUUUAUUGAAUAUUAAACCCAUGGAGCCUACAAAAACAGGCGUUACUCCAGUCAAGCCGGUCAGCCAAGCACCUCCAAGAAAUCUGGAACCGUUAACUGCAACCACAACUGGAGCUGCAACUAAGUCUGACACUACAGGCGCUAAUCUAAUGCCAAUGACUCAACAAAAGACGUCAUCGACACAACAACCAAUUAUUGCUAUGCCAACUGGGUUUGUCCCAAUAACAAUGGUUCCAAUGAUGACUGGUAUGAUGACUGGUAUGAUGACUGGUAUGCGUACUGGUGGUAUCUCCGGAGGAUUGAUAAACCCUACAAUGACAGGUGGUGCGCCUAUGACUACAUUUGGUGUCCAAUCACUAGCACAACAACCCCAAGCACAACAGCAGCAGAAAACAGGAGGUUUUAUUUUACCAUUAAAUACUGGUGCACAGAAUAUGAACAUGCCGCAAACUACAUUUGGGGCAAUUCCUUCCAUGGCUACCGGUGGUGCUGGUACGGGUAUUGUUAAAUUACAACCAACCGGUGUAAAAUUACAGAAAACUGGUGGUUUUGGUGUAAUGCAACCAACAAUGAAGACUGGCGGGGGGUUUGUGCCGCAAACAUCUUUUGGCAUGCAACUGAAUAAUGCAGUUACUGGAGGUAAUACUAUGAAUAACGCUUUGACUGGCGGAUUGAUGCCUCAAACAUCAUUUAUGAAUCCAGCAAUUACUGGUGGUAAUAACAUGAUGCCACAGACAUCUUUUAUGAAUCCAGCCAUUACUGGUGGUAAUAACAUGAUGCCACAGACAUCUUUUAUGAAUCCUACCAUGACCGGUGGUCUACAAAUGCAAAAUCCUGCCGUGACUGGUAAUAAUAUGAUGCCACAGACAUCGUUUAUGAAUCCAGCAAUUACUGGUGGUAAUAGCAUGAUACCACAGACAUCUUUUAUGAAUCCUACCAUGACCGGUGGCCUGCAAAUACAAAAUCCAGCAACAACUGGUGGUAUGCUUCCACCUACAUCGUUUAUGAAUCCUGCAACCACUGGAGGCAUGAUGUCAAAUACUUCAUUUGGCGGUGCUGCUCAGUUGCAACCGCAAGCUACAGGAUUUGGAUUUGGUAAUGGCGGAAAUAGCAGUACUGGUAAACAACAGGCUAAUUUGGCAAAUGCAACCGCUGAUAAUCCUUUUGGAUUCUGA
Molecule: messenger RNA, 3777 nt
Organism: Pichia kudriavzevii
Lineage: Eukaryota; Fungi; Ascomycota; Pichiomycetes; Pichiales; Pichiaceae
Exons: 1
Coding region: 1-3777 (1258 amino acids)
Biological process (GO): regulation of actin filament polymerization; actin cortical patch assembly
Cellular component (GO): nucleus
Molecular function (GO): protein-macromolecule adaptor activity; identical protein binding; ubiquitin binding
Source: RefSeq, a predicted model, not a curated record